GAGUAAUGGCUCAAUGUUAUGGGUGCGGCAGCGCUUUACACUCUUUAAAAGGACUCUCAGUAAAUCGGGAUGAGAAGAAGCGAGCACAGUAUUUCAUUAAAACCAGAGUUACAGCUGUUUUACAGAAACGCCAAGACAAACAUCGACAAUGAGAGCUUUUGCUGAACUUGUAUACCUGGUGGCGUGCAUAUUUGCUGUGCCUGCGAUGGCAUCUGAAGACGGGACCAAUAAAAGUGGCAGAGGAUUCAUUGGCACACCAGACGAAGAAAACCUAGGAAGCUACAAGGUGGAUGACUUUGCCCAGUAUACUCUUACCAGCAACUUGACCACGGUCUUCUUCCCAAUAGUCUACAUUAUUCUGUUUGUUAUCAGCUUGCCUGCCAAUGGGAUAGCUCUUUGGGUCUUCCUCUUCAGGACCAAAAAUAGACACCCGGCUUCUAUUUACAUGGCAAACAUGGCCCUUGCAGAUCUCUUGUUUGUCAUUUGGAUCCCUUUGAAGAUCGCCUACCACAUCAAUGGGAACAACUGGAUUUAUGGAGAAGGUCUCUGCAAAGUGAUGUUGGGCUUCUUCUAUGGAAACAUGUACUGUUCCAUUCUGUUCAUGACCUGCCUCAGUGUCCAGAGGUACUGGGUCAUUGUCAGCCCAAUGUCCCACCACAGAAAGAACACGCAGAUUGCAGUGUGCAUCUGCAUCACCAUCUGGAUUCUCAUUGCACUGAGCACCAUUCCUCUCUACGUUUCAAACCAAACCCUCAAUAUUACAUACCCCAAAAUAACCACCUGCCACGAUGUCUUGCCCAAAGGGGAUUUGGCUUACAACAUGUUUGGUUACUUUGUUUCCAUGGCUGUCGGUGCUUUUCUCUUCCCAGCUGUGCUGACUGUGACAGCUUACGUUUUAAUGAUCAAGACCCUGACCGCAUCAGUGACUGAUGAGAACAUUGGCAAGAAGCGCAGGAAGGCAAUAAUGCUGAUCAUCACAGUUCUGGUCAUGUAUUUGGUGUGUUUCACCCCCAGCAACAUCAUGCUGGUUGUGCACUACUCUAUUCUCCGAAGGAAUGGUAUCGAUAAAGCCUAUGCAUUCUACAUCACUGCGCUCUGUCUUGCUAGCUUGAACAGCUGCAUUGACCCAUUUAUCUAUUACUUUGUUUCACAAGAUUUCAGAGACCAUGUGAAAAAUACCUUUCUCUGUAGGAGCAACCGGACCGUGGAAAGGAUGCGAGUCUCCUUCAGCUCAAUGAAAUAUUCCAAGAGGAGCAAUACUUACAAUUCAAGUUCAAAUGGAACUGGGACUUCUAACUGUUGAGAAGACAGAUUUCUGCUUGUGCACGGGAUUGUACAUUAUUUUAGGAAGAGCCAACUUCCUCACAUGAUAACAGGAUUAUGAAAAUCUGACUUUUGUUCAAUAAUGCUGUUUUAGCUAGGUUAAAGUGCCAUUAUUCAGUAAAUGUGACCUUUUAAAAACUGUGAAUUAUUAAUAUGGUGACUUGUAUAGUAAGAGGUUAUUAAACCUUUCAUGCAUGAAAUCUUGAAAUGGCGAGAAAAAAAGUAGUUUUGUUUUAUUUAGGGUGGGGGUGGAAUCGUUAUGUGAGGUUAUUGUGCAUAUGUGUCUCCCUUAUGUCCCCAUAUAAAGAGCUUUUAUUUAUUUUAAAUUCAUCCCCAUUUUGAGGUUGCUGAGUAUGAAAGGGUUAAAGCAUAAACCAAACUGAAAUGUCCUGAUAUGCACUGGCACAUUGUUUUUCAAACAUGCUGAAAGAAGGCUAGGGGGCUUUUGACAAAAGAAACAUCUGCACAGAGGGGGAAAAUAAAGGUGCUUUGUGUAGCACACAAUGUUUAGAUGCGGUUGUACUCUGCGUAUACUUUGCCUUUUGAGGUGUUUGUUCUAAAUAAAGGGCUACACCCUCCUUCCUACACUUUUAGAAAGGCUCCAGCUCUCUCAUUGUAAGCAGGUAGACCAAGGAAACACGUUUUUCUGAAAGAUUGCAGGCUCUCAGAUUGCCCGUCAUGACAGCUCUGCAACCUGUAUUUUGAAACAGGAGAGAAAGAGGGGAGAUCCGUAGACUUCAACGCGUGAUACCAACACUGAAACUUUUUGCAGCAAGCAAUUAUAAAGGUAAAAUGAACACUUUUAAAAUAUUUUCCCAAACUGAAAGGAAACCAGUUAAGUGUAUAUGUCACUGUGAACACGCUCACUUGUGAAACAAUCCCUGCUAAGUUAAAACCACCUGCAAGAUCUGUUGGGCAAACUAAUAUCAGUUUUUCAAUAAUGUCAUUCCUAGCAAUCUUGACUUUCUGUACAUUUGGUUGCAUGUAAUACAAAUGCUAGCUGCAUAAAAAUGCCCAUAUCCACAUAAAUAUCACUCUGUAAGACAACCACUCAAUUAAAAAAAAAAAAAAACAAUGCAAGCAUGUACUUUUCACUGGACAAAAGAGGAUUA
This is a messenger RNA of Polyodon spathula (Mississippi paddlefish), 2435 nucleotides long. Its product is annotated as proteinase-activated receptor 2-like. Gene Ontology annotation, cellular component: membrane. Gene Ontology annotation, biological process: positive regulation of Rho protein signal transduction; blood coagulation; phospholipase C-activating G protein-coupled receptor signaling pathway. NCBI's taxonomy places the organism in Eukaryota, Metazoa, Chordata, Actinopteri, Acipenseriformes, Polyodontidae. The coding region runs from base 149 to 1303 and encodes 384 amino acids. The record is from RefSeq and is a predicted model, not a curated record. The transcript is spliced from 2 exons. Gene Ontology annotation, molecular function: thrombin-activated receptor activity.